AAACUGUGAAUGCUUUCAACUUUACAGAAGUACCAGAAAAUUGUGCCUAACCGUUGAAUGAUCUUUGUAAACACCGCCACACAGUGAAAUCCCCGACCUUUGGACUACAUCAGCCGUGGUGACUGCUAUAAAAUCCGGAACCUGCGCUCAAUCCUCAAUAGAGCAACUGAAGAGUCCAUUAGUGGAAUUUGUUUGCAACCUCAGACUGCACCGCAGACUUGUGAUAAUUAUAGUGACAUGGCUUCUGUGGACGUUGUGAAUAACCAGAAUGUGGUUGAACGGAUAGUUUCCCUUCCCUUGGUUAUUUCCACCUAUGACUUGGUGUCAAAUGUGUACUGCAACACCAAGAACACCCAUCUAUACUUGAAGUCCGUGUGUGAGGUGGCUGAGAAUGGUGUGAAAUCCAUAACCUCAGCUGCUUUUCACAGUGCUUUACUAAUCAUCGGCAAGCUAGAGCCUCAGAUCUCUAUGGCAAAUGACGUGGCAUGCAAAGGACUGGAUAAGAUAGAGAAGACUCUGCCGAUCCUACACAAGCCAUCUGAUCAGAUCAUCGCCAGUGCCAAAGAGGCAGUGACAGGAGCCAAGGAAGCCGUCAGCGGUACUAUGAACGGUGCCAAGGAGUCUGUCUCCUUCACUCUCAGUGAAGUGACGGACAGAACACGAGGAGCAGUGCAGGACGGCAUGGAAAAGACCACGACGGUGGUGAGUGGUGGAGUCCAAACAGUGAUGGAGAGCAGGGUGGUCAAACUGAUGAGCAGCAGCGUGGACACAGCACUGAGCACAUCUGAGACUCUCCUGGAGCAGUACUUACCUGAAACAGACGAGGAUAGAGAAAGUGAAGUGAAGAACUCCAGAGGAUUGGAAAAUUACAGUGAUGCACCCAGUUACUACGUGCGGCUUAGGUCUCUGUCCAACAAAGUCCGGGACAGGGCUUUCCAGAGGGCUGUAGAUAAAGUUAGUUAUGCCAUUCAACACAGCCAAGAGUCCAUAUCUCAGCUGAACCACACCAUGGAUCUAAUUGAUUAUACCCGCAAUAAUUUUGAUGUGUCUAACCAGAAGCUACAUGAGAAACUGAGUUCGCUGAUGGGCUGGAAGAGUCAAGAAGAGAAUGAGACGGUCACAGACAAUGAGGCUGAGCAAAUUGAAUCACGCACAUUGACCAUUGCCCACAACCUCAGCCAGCAACUCCAGAGCACAUGUCUGGUCUUGGUGUCCAGCCUCAAAGGUCUCCCUCAGCACAUCCAGGUCCGGGUCCAGAUCUAUAGCAGCUUCAGUAAGGCUGCCGCCCUAGGAGAUUCGUCCAACAGCGUCCUCGCCAGCAGUCGAUCCCAGCUGAGCAGAAUAAGAGAUUCCAUGGAUAACGUCAUGGACUACCUGGUCAACAAUACACCUCUUAAUUGGCUGGUAGGUCCAUUUUACCUACGUGUGGAACACGGGACUGCAAACGGCCCCGAAUGUGACAAACCAGGGACCCUUCGAAUCACUGAAUGAAGACCGAUGAAAUUUCAGAAUAUUAACCAUUUGUUUCUAUUUUACAAAUAUACGUACAAUCACAUUCCUGCCAGUAAAAACCUUCUCUACUUUGAAAGCAGUGAUAUUUACUGUGAUAACAAUCAUAAUAAAUAAUAUACAGCGUUUUACUAAAUCAUAUUUCUUAAGUGUCUUAAAUUUUAAACCUGCACAUGCCUAAUCAUUUUAGGUAUAAAUAGUGCCUUUUUACACAAUGCUGUCUUUUUAUUGUUUGCACAUUUCUAAUAAAACAAUUCACUUAUAA
Molecule: messenger RNA, 1774 nt
Organism: Sinocyclocheilus grahami
Lineage: Eukaryota; Metazoa; Chordata; Actinopteri; Cypriniformes; Cyprinidae
Gene: plin2
Product: perilipin 2
Exons: 8
Coding region: 238-1491 (417 amino acids)
Biological process (GO): lipid storage; positive regulation of triglyceride storage
Cellular component (GO): cytosol; lipid droplet
Source: RefSeq, a predicted model, not a curated record